GGAAGCCAUGAUUGUUGCACAGUUCAAAUAUUCGGCAUCUAGGUAAUCAACAUAGAACCCCACUGAAUAGAAAUCAAGAAGUUGAUUAUUUUAGUUUACUCAUUCAUGUCAGCUGAUUACUCUCCUCAAUUAUUUACAACUUCAGAUUUAGAUUUAGAAAUGGUAUGCUUGACGACAACAUUUUGUGCACCUGAAUUAUUAUUAAGUAGAUGUUAUGAUAAAGCUAUUGAUCUAUGGGCACUAGGUAUACUAUUGUAUAUAAUGUUAUGUGGAGAUGAUCCUUAUAAAUCUAAAUCUGGUAGUGAUUUAUACCGUGCUAUACUUCACUGUGAUAUUGAGUUUAAAUCUCCUUCAUGGAAAUCAAUUAGUUUGGAUGCUCAAGAUGUUGUUAAACGUCUUUUAUUGGUAGAUCCAAAAUUAAGAAUCAUUACACCACAUUUGUUGAAUCAUCCAUGGUUUAUCAUGUUAGAUGAAAAUGAAAAACAUUUAGAUUCAAUACAGGAGAAACUAGAACAUUUUAACAAACAGCGUUCAGAAAAAUAUUUUGACAUAGAAUAUGAACAAGACUGGAUAACAUGUGAAUAUAUGAAGCUACCGCAAAGAAGUACAGAAACAGUCCUACCGAAGGUGUAUGAUGAGAAUGUAGAAGCAGAAACAGUAAUUGACAAGGACUGUGAUGACAUCGUAUUGAUCGAAGAUACAACAGAGAACGUCCAACCAGUUAGCCAAAACGAUAUCAGCAUUGAUUCAAAUGAGGCGAAUGAAUUAAUUGAUACAACUUCUGAUCAAUUCAUAGCAAGUUCAUUGAAGAACUUACUUCAUGAAUAUCAUUUAUUGAAUGAUCAAAAUUCAAUAUUAAAUGAACAAGAUCUACAUGGAAUAAAUCAAGAAAACCAAGUAUUAAAUGGUGAAAAUGAACCAUUUGAUGUUACUAUGAUGAACAGUAAUGACAAUGAGCACAUGUAAAGGAUCACUUAUGAUGUGAAUAAAUGUGAUCAUCUUAUUGUAUGACUUAGAUUCCUCGAAUAACUUCAAACUCUCUACACUAUUUUACAUUUAUUUUCAAUGAUCAAGUAGAUUCUUAAGAAGAGGACUUAUUAUAAAUGUAGUUUACUCAAUAAACGAGAAGUUUGUUUUAA
Molecule: messenger RNA, 1139 nt
Organism: Schistosoma mattheei
Lineage: Eukaryota; Metazoa; Platyhelminthes; Trematoda; Strigeidida; Schistosomatidae
Source: the annotation of a GenBank genome assembly